Alternaria postmessia is the source of this 558-nucleotide messenger RNA. RefSeq lists its product as uncharacterized. The record is from RefSeq and is a predicted model, not a curated record. Bases 1 to 558 code for a protein of 185 amino acids. Lineage: Eukaryota; Fungi; Ascomycota; Dothideomycetes; Pleosporales; Pleosporaceae. The transcript is spliced from 2 exons.
AUGUCCGGUCUCGAUCCUAAAGGCCCCUCGCAGCCUUCCCUAGACCAAGCCUACACCACACCUGGCAACCCAGCGCAAAAAGACCCAAAAGAGCAAGUCCAAACAGAAUUCAACGCCGCCGACAACUCAGCCAGUGUUGACCAACGUAUCCCCACCAAACAAGCUACCGAUGCCGAAGGACUACGGAACGCAAAGUUCGAGGAAGGCAUGGGUGUACACGGCGCACCAGCGGGUGAAGAGAGAAAAGGUCUGGGUCAUGAAGAUGUAGGAAGGCAUAAGGAGCUAGACGGACAACAAAUGGCUGCACCAGGUGAGGGACGCGUUGCGGAUGCAGUAGCUAAGGGAGGAAAGGGUAUGGGUGGUGGUGGAGAACAGCCUGAUUUGGCGAGUGACUUGGACAGGAAGAAGGCCGAGCAGGCUGAAGCAAGAGAUGCUAUCAAACAGUCAAAGGGUGAGGCGACACAAGUUGGCGGCGCAUUGGGUCAGACUGGUGGACCCGCAAACCCCGUCGACAACUCGAGUCAGGGCGGUGGUAACUACCCCAACUCUAGCUACUAG